Messenger RNA from Diachasma alloeum, 2286 nucleotides. RefSeq lists its product as uncharacterized. The record is from RefSeq and is a predicted model, not a curated record. Lineage: Eukaryota; Metazoa; Arthropoda; Insecta; Hymenoptera; Braconidae. The transcript is spliced from 4 exons. Bases 1 to 2286 code for a protein of 761 amino acids.
AUGUAUUCCUGUCCUACUCCAGCCCUUAAAACCUGCAGCUCCUCCUCCUCCCCAGAGCUAUCCUACUACUCUCCCCUCCAAAAAGAAGAAGAAGAAGAGACAAGGAUGGAAAAACUCGUCGAGAGGCUAGAGCAGAUGGAAAAGAAUCAAGCUGCCCAACACAAACAGCUGACUGAGCUGAUAGGGAGCACAUCACAGAGACAAGUUGACAGUUUAGCUAAUCUGAGAAGUGACAUGAAAAAACAGUACAAGGAGUUUCAAGAUACCUGCACGAAACUCGAUCUGAAAAUUACUGAGCUUGAGAGCAAUAUGAAUGCGAAAAUUCAAGAAAUGGGUAGUAAAGUGGAUAGUGAGAUUGAGAUAAUGAGGGGAUCUCUGAAUCACAUCAAGGCCGGUAGGUCGAGUGUGAGAGACCCAAACAGAGUGGGAGAAAUUAUCAAGAAGCUUGACAGGCUGGAAAAGGAAUCGAAAAAGAAGAAUUUAAUCAUUACUUACCCACAGUGUAAUGAGAACUCAGUUGAAUCAGUGAAAAAAAUUCUCAACGAUAAAUUCAAUGCUAGUGAACAUAUGGUGGAGAGAAACCCCAAGACAAUGAAGAAAAACAAACCCUCGUUUGAUAAAGACUGUUCGGAAAUGAGAAAUGCAUUUAAUCAAUUAGUAAAUCGAUGCUUUGCCGCAAACUCCAGUGGCGAAAACAGAGCUGCUUAUUUGGAUUGCAAAAAGAAAUAUAAGAAACUCAGGAAAUUCAAAGAAGAACAAUUCUAUAAGCAGAGGGAGGAGGACAUUGCAAACGUUCGCAAUUUGGGACAAUUUCGGGAAACAGAAAAUUUUUAUAAAUCAAUUGGUAUGACUAGUGCAAUUAGAAGCUCGGGCAAAAUAAGUAGCUGGAAUGAUUUCUAUAGAGGUAUUUAUCCGCCUAGAAUGCAGAUUCAUCGGAAAUAUCCCAAUUUUUCGGUAUAUCAACUUGACAUGGAAAUCUCCCUUGAUGAGAUUCGAAAGGCAAUCAAGGAAGCGGGAAAUGCCAAAGCACCUGGUCCAGACCAGGUAUCAAACGAAUUCUUCAAGAUUCUUCCAGAUUGCUGGGAGUCUAGCCUAUCUACUAUGUUCAAUAAUGUAAUGAACUGCGAAGCAUGUCUUCCGGAAUGGUCUAGAGUAAUUUUACCGAUGUUGUACAAAAAAGGUGAUGCUGAAGACCCCGCGAACUACAGGGGCAUUGCCCUUGUCAAUUGCGUGACAAAAAUUUUUACCUCUAUCGUGAAACGUAGGCUGGAGACAUGGGCUGAGGAACGUGGUAUCUUACCUGAAACUCAAUUUGGGUUUCGUAGAAAAAGAAGUUGUGCUGAUGCCAUCUUCACUCUUCUCUCAACGGUGCAUCUACAGCUGAGGCAUGAGAAAUCCGAAGUAUUCGCGGUGUUUGUGGAUUUCAAACGAGCCUUCGACACUAUCCCACCACCACCUGCUCUCGAAAAGAUUGCUGGAGUUGAGGAUAGGUUCGAGGUGACGGAGGGAGUUCUCCAGGGUGAGUCCUUGAGUGCUCUCCUAUUUGUUCUCUACAUCGCAGAUUUCGAGUCUGAGCUUAGACGCAGGGGUCUCGAGGGUCCGGAUAUGGACGGAUGGAACGAUCUUCUGUUGGUUCUUUUUGCAGAUGAUACUGUCUUGUUGGCGAGGAAUUAUAUUCACCUUGUGAAAAUGCUGAGAGCUUUAGAAGAAUAUUGUAGUAUGAAAGAAUUAGCGAUUAACACGCAGAAGACGAAAAUAAUGAUAUUCAAGAAAAAAGGGAAUCCUGUGGAUUUAAAAAAGAUGAACUUGUGCCUAUAUAAUGAACCAAUAGAGAUCGUGAAGUCCUUCAUGUAUCUGAGUGUUACUCUCUCGUCGAAUGCGCUAGCUGACGCGACUCUGAACUCUGUGGUGGGGAAAGCCCGCGCUGCUAGUCAAGCUGUUCUCAACAUCCUUUAUAAAACAAGGACUGCUCCCUGGAGCGCCACUCUAAAACUAUUCCAGAGUGUUAUUGUCUCCACGGUUUUGUAUGCCGUCCCUGGUUGGGGUUUGUUGGUGCGAGAUAACAUUGAGCUGAUGCAGACUUCCUUCUUCAAAAAACUCUUGAUUCUCCCGAAAAGUACACAAGCCACGACCCCCACAGCUAGCACCAAAUACAACUGGCAGCUCCAGUUCAAGGAGGUGGUCCUUGAUUGUGAUGCUAUUGACUUGUGGGGUAAUCUGGAUCCCUCAGCGUGGAUAAGGCANUUCCCCAGUCUCAAGACUCAUACCUCCCAAAAAUUUGUCUAA